Periophthalmus magnuspinnatus is the source of this 1116-nucleotide messenger RNA. RefSeq names its product ATG10 autophagy related 10 homolog (S. cerevisiae) (gene atg10). Gene Ontology annotation, molecular function: Atg12 transferase activity. The transcript is spliced from 8 exons. NCBI's taxonomy places the organism in Eukaryota, Metazoa, Chordata, Actinopteri, Gobiiformes, Gobiidae. Gene Ontology annotation, biological process: macroautophagy; protein modification by small protein conjugation; protein lipidation. The record is from RefSeq and is a predicted model, not a curated record. Gene Ontology annotation, cellular component: intracellular anatomical structure. The coding region runs from base 63 to 737 and encodes 224 amino acids.
AAUGUUUGUGGAUUUAAACCCAUGUAGACCAGAUUUCUUCACGUUUCUAGCGCUAAAGCAAGAUGAGUUGUUUACACUUGGAUGAGGACAGUUUCUUUGAGUGCUGUCAACAUCUGUUAAAGAAAUCCGAGGAGCUGAGAGAUGGCUGGAGCUGGGAGACGGUACAGGGAACACGAGAGGGUUAUCUGAGGAAAACCGUUCUACGCUCCAUCGUUACUGGCUCCAAAAGGAAUCAGGAGAUCGACCAAGAGUUUGAACAGACUUCAGUGGCCACUCCUGAAGAAGCAGAUGAUGAUGCUGAUGAAGGAGCUGUUGAGAUAAACUGCCCUGCGGCUGAAGGCGGCAGCCAUCUUUGUUUCCAGUUUGAGUUUCAUGUGGUUUUCUCGAGCAGCUACAGGACUCCGGUGCUCUACUUCAGGGCCUUCAGUCUCGAGGGAAAGAGUUUGUCAUUGGAGGAUGUGUGGAGCUUCAUUCAACCUAAACUCAGGCUGACAUCACAAGACGCUCUCCUCAACACAAUUACACAACAGGAGCAUCCUCUUCUGGGACAAGCCUUCUUCAUGCUACAUCCCUGUAAAACACAAGACUUCAUGAGACCUGUUCUACAAACUGCUCAACAGGAAAACAGAGCAGUGAACUAUGUGCUGACGUGGUUAAGUGUGGUCGCUCCUCUGGUUGGUCUCGAUGUCCCUCUUGAAUACUGUUCAGACCUGAGACCAGGCUCUAAACCGGACUAGACCUGCCUGUCCUCCACUCAUCUUCACUCUUAAAGGUGAACCAUCCUCCCCUUGGCUCGUGCUAACUCCUCCCCUCUGGUUCCUCUGCUCAGGAGGGGCCACACGGAGCUCUCUGACCCAGGGACGGAGCCUCACAGUCGGGCACAGGGCCAGUCCUUCAGCUGACCUAAACCAGAUGGACCCCCACUGCUGCUUCAGCCGAUGGAGCUGUGUGUGUGUCUAAGUUACACGAGAAACAGAGACAGCUGUACAGACUUAUGUUUAGCUUAUGUGCACUUUACUCUGUUUACUGACAAAUUAUUACAGUCAUGUUUUCCCCUAUGGAGGAAGAAAAUAUACUGUACCGCGUUAUAUUAAAUACACUUUAAUUAGCCUUAAU